AUGAGGGUGUACUCUCCAGACACUCUGAGUGAUGAGUCUCUCAGCAGCCCAGGUGUGGAGUGUGAUUACCUGCUUCCAACAUCCUUCGAAUCAUUCGUAGAAGGAGGCCUUGACCCCCCUCAGGAGGAUGCCAGAUCGGAGGGGGGCAUAAAUGAUGGGGGGAGGCAGAGGUUGGGCUUGGAGGACUGUGGUUCUCUGGAAGGCCCUGCCCUUAACAGUGGGACCUCACUGCCUCUGUCCCGUUCUCGCUCAGCAGACGAGCGCCGGCGCUUCUCUGCCUCUGAGCUCAUCUCUCGUCUACAACUCUCCCAGAGGAAAAACUCUUUUACCCUUAAGCUGGGCAAGUCUCUUUCUGCUCGUGUGGCCUCCCGGGACCGCCACCUGUCUGGAAACCUCAGCUCAGACUACAAACCCAACUCCAGACAUCGCUUCUCAGGUGACAGUGCACCACAUAGUCCAGUGGGGUCUGCACCACCUCUGCCCUCUGCUGACUGUAAUCUGCCACAGCAAAAGAGGAGUUCCAAGCAACGUAUGAGAAAGGUUUCCAUUGAUGAGGAUGGAGACAGUCCUCCCAGUAGCUCUAAACGCCUAUCACGCUUCUUGCCGAACUUGAUUUUGUAUCAGGAAUACAGUGAUGUUGCUAUUAACAGAGAGAUACAGAGGCAGCAAGGGGCGGAGCCAGGAACUGAUGAAGAAAGAGGAGACUCUGUGUCCUCUUGCAACCUGUCCCCAUCCAGUUCAUUCUGCUCAUCUCGAGGCUCCGCCUUUUCCCUUUGGCAGGAUAUUCCUGAUGUUCGGUCCAGUGGACAACUUGACAACUUCAGCAAUGAAGAGCGUAAACUGCAGGAGGCCAAGUUUGAGUUGGUGACGUCGGAGGCCUCAUACAUACGCAGCUUGUCUAUUGUAGUUGACCAUUUUAUGAUGUCUCCUGAGCUGUGUGAGUGUCUUGGGACACAGGAGAGGCAGUGGCUUUUCUCUAAACUGCCUGAUGUGAAAGAAGUCAGUGAGAGAUUUCUUCAAGAUUUGGAGCAUAGGUUAGAAGGGGACAUUCUGCGUUUUGAUGUGUGUGACAUUGUCCUUGACCACUGUCCUGCACUGCGGCGGGUUUAUCUGCCUUAUGUCACCAAUCAAGCCUAUCAGGAACAGACCUAUCAGCGGCUACUGCAAGAGAAUCCCCGUUUCCCUGGAAUCCUUGCCCGCCUGGAAGAGGACCCAGUGUGCCAGAGGCUGCCUCUUACAUCAUUCCUUAUCCUUCCUUUUCAAAGGAUCACACGCCUCAAAAUGCUAGUGGAGGUAUUCCACCAUGCUCUUCUAAAAGUGACAAAUAUCCUAAAGAGAACAACGCCUGGAUCACGAGAUGAGGACACUGCCACCAAAGCACUUAAUGAGCUUAAAAAGAUUAUAAAGGAAUGUAACUCCAGUGUGCAGUCCAUGAAGAGGAUGGAAGAACUAAUUCAUCUAAACAAGAAAAUUCACUUUGAGGGCAAGAUUAUAAAGGAAUGUAACUCCAGUGUGCAGUCCAUGAAGAGGAUGGAAGAACUAAUUCAUCUAAACAAGAAAAUUCACUUUGAGGGCAAGAUUUUUCCUCUCAUCUCUCAGUCUCGCUGGCUGGUCAAACAUGGUGAACUGCUAGAAGUCGACACACAGAACUUGAAUAUUUCUGGGUCUAAGUUUAAACUUACCACUCGGCCUGUGUACCUUCACCUGUUUAAUGACUGUCUUCUGUUGUCCAGAAGGAAGGACACGUGGAAGUUCAUGGUGUUUGUACAUGCAAAGAUUGAAGACCUCAAGGUGAAAGAUCUAAGCCAGAAACUUCAGGGAAUCUCAGGCUUCAUCUUCUAUCUGCAGUUAUGUGAGGGACAACAGCUAAAACACCAGAUCCUGCUCAAGUCACCCACAGAGAGCAGCAAACAGAGGUGGAUAACAGCUAUGUUUCCCUCCGAUCCAAAGACCGCUAUUGAGCAGACCAAUGAAAAUGAUGAUCUAUCUCAAGUCCAGUGCAUAAAGAGUUACCAGUCUCAGGAGCAUGAUGAGUUAAUGCUGGAGAAGGCAGACAUCCUUCAAGCUGUAACAAUUACAAGUGAUGGGUGGGUAGAGGGGAUCCGGUUGUCGGAUGGAGAGAGGGGCUGGUUCCCCAAAACGUACGUGGAGGAGAUCACAAGCCGCAGUGCUCGUUUGCGAAACCUCCGUGAAAACAUUCGCAUUAAAUGUGUCUCACAAAAAUUAGAGGGAGAGACUCUCUGAGACCUUGAAGUAUGGGACAUUGUUUUACCUAAAGCUUGUUGUAUCAUCUGGUUUACCAAACCAGAGAAAAUUUGUGAGUCACUGCAAAUUUGUGUGAAUAUUUCAGAUUUCCAUGGCUAACAUUUUAGCUUUAGUAAGGUAUGCUGUAAAAAUCAAAAAUGUAUUGCAGAUAGGAUGAAUAAGACUAUGCAUCGCAUCUAUGGAGGACUAGAA
Sinocyclocheilus grahami is the source of this 2457-nucleotide messenger RNA. RefSeq names its product rho guanine nucleotide exchange factor 19-like. The record is from RefSeq and is a predicted model, not a curated record. Bases 1 to 2244 code for a protein of 747 amino acids. Gene Ontology annotation, molecular function: guanyl-nucleotide exchange factor activity; protein binding. Gene Ontology annotation, biological process: activation of GTPase activity; regulation of actin cytoskeleton organization. The transcript is spliced from 16 exons. NCBI's taxonomy places the organism in Eukaryota, Metazoa, Chordata, Actinopteri, Cypriniformes, Cyprinidae.